UCAGUGUGUGUGUGUGUGUGCGCACAAGAGGCGAGCUCAUUCAGGAGUCAUAGAGUUAAAAAUAACUUUAUUGCGGAUCAUGUUUUGGAAGGAGGGAUCUACUUCCCAGGCUAGGACGGCCUGCCAUGCUUGUGUUUGUGUGUGCGUGUGUGUGUGUGCAUGGGUUUAUGCAUGUGCGUGUGUGUUUUCCAGGAGCACGCUGACUUCACGCACUCUUUCCUGAUGGUGUGUGUGCUGUGUUGUGAUCCAGAUGAGCUGCUGGAUGUACUGUAAGCUGGCUCCAUGAGUGCUAUGAAUGACUCCCUGGAUGAGACUCACACCUCUGGCAGCCUCGGGGAGAAAGCCACCAUAUUUCGGGGAGCGAGGGGCGGUGGGAGCGCAGUCGGGUCGGCCUUCAUCCCAUUGCGCUCACCCUUGCAGCCACCCAAUGCUGCCGUCUUCAAAGGAAACAGAAAAGUCAGGGAGGUGGAUGAAACCCAAAUGGGACCCGUCCCAGAUCCCUUCCCAGAGUUGCUGCCAUCCGCUGUCUCCCUAGUGUCUGAGUGUCUGUUACCCUGGACCAAAAACAGUGCAACUCAGGUAAUCAAAGUGUACAGUGAAGAUAACACCAGCCGAGCCGUGGAGGUGCCCAGUGACAUCACUGCCCGGGACAUAUGCCAGCUGUUCAUCCUGAAAAACCACUGCGUCGAUGACCACAGCUGGACUCUGUUUGAGCAGAUCCCACAUCUCAGUAUUGGUGAGUCAAUAAGCACAUCAGCUAGAAAAAACGCUGCAAAAAAUGUGUUUAUGUUGUGUCUGCUGUUUCUCCUGCAGACGUUUCUCAGCUCCAGUUCCUGUCCUGAGAUUCACGGCUUCCUCCACGCCAAAGAGCAUGGCAGAAAAUCCUGGAAGAAGUUUUACUUUGUGUUAAGAAGAUCAGGACUGUAUUUCUCCAACAAGGGCACAUCAAAGGAACCCAGACACUUGCAGUUCAUCGCGGAGUUUAGUGACAGCGAUGUCUACACGUUAUUAUCUGCCAAAAAGGUUUACGGAGCGCCAACAGACUACGGCUUCUGUGUGAAGGCCAGCAAGUCGAGUUCUGCACGUGAUCUGAAACUGCUGUGUGCGGAUGAUGAGCAGACCAGGACGUGUUGGGUUACAGCCAUGCGUCUCUUCAAGUAUGGCAUGCAGCUUUACCAGAAUUUCAUCCAGCCAUAUCAGAAGCAGAAGAGCUCUCCAAUGAGGAGCAUCUCAGAAAACUCACUGGUGGCCAUAGACUUCUCAGGACACAAGACCCGGGUGAUCGAGAACCCGUCAGAGGCACUGUCGGUAGCUGUGGAAGAGGGCCUGUCAUGGAGGAGGAAAAGCUGUCACAGAUUGAGCUCUCAUGGCAGUCCGUCCGCUUCUCAGAGCUCCAUGUCCAGCAUAGCAAUCCAUAUGGCUCAGCCAUGGUUUCACAGCAAACUGUCCCGCGAAGAGGCUCAGAAAUUAAUCACUCAGCAGGGUCUCGUUGAUGGGGUGUUUCUGGUACGGGACAGCCAAAGCAACCCGAGGACAUUUGUUCUGUCGCUAUGCCAUACGCAGAAAAUCAAACACUUUCAGAUCGUACCGGUUGAAGAGAACAGCGAGCUCUUCUACAGUCUGGACGACGGACACACGCGUUUCUCCGACCUGCUGCAGCUAGUUGAGUUUUACCAGCUGAACCGAGGCAUUCUGCCCUGCAAGCUCAAACAUCACUGUGCCCGAAUCUCCCUCUGAAUCGCACCACACCACAACUUCUGGACGUCAGAUUGUGCCUUGGACGUGGAAACUGCAGCCGAUUUUGUGCUGUGGUUUCACUGUCCACCCUUGAUGAGCAUUAGGGUCUGAACUCAACACUUCGGCGGUGUGUUUGUGUGUGUGUUUGUGUGUGUUUGAUAAGGACGAGCAUUACUGUAUAUGGACUUCUGAGGACCCUGAUAUUCAGCAAGGGAUGAUGGCGUCGUAGAUGGGAAUGUAUAAUGUACAAUAUACCGAUACAAACACUCUCGGUGUGGAGGAGACCACCUUAUUAAGCUAUCAAUCAAAGCUCAUGUUUCAUGACAGACCAUCUGGGAGUCUGUAUGGUGUGGAUGAACCAAAGCCGAGUGCACAUGAUAGGAUUUUUACUGUCUGAGACUAAUUUAAGAGAUUUUUAGAAUGAAUAGAGUCAAAAAUGCAAUGAAUUUGUGACAUGUUUAUGAUUAAUUUCAUGGAAAAAAGUUUCGAUAAGAUUUCAUUUAUUAGCAUUAGGUAAAGAGUAGUUCACUUCAAGAAAAAAAAAA
Messenger RNA from Danio rerio (zebrafish), 2282 nucleotides. The record is from RefSeq and is a predicted model, not a curated record. NCBI's taxonomy places the organism in Eukaryota, Metazoa, Chordata, Actinopteri, Cypriniformes, Danionidae.